Molecule: messenger RNA, 1923 nt
Organism: Protopolystoma xenopodis
Lineage: Eukaryota; Metazoa; Platyhelminthes; Monogenea; Polystomatidea; Polystomatidae
Source: the annotation of a GenBank genome assembly
AUGUCGAGCUGCGACAAUCCCCUCGUGCCGACAAGCGCUGUCACGCGCAACAUGACCUCCAGACCUCCGGCAAGACGACUUUUUGACAGACUCGAGAAUAACCAAUUCGCCAACCCGCUCAGCUCGCCUCAACGACGCAUCAUCUUGACCCAAACCUGCGCAAAGGAGGCGAUUGAGGCGUGUCACCAAUCGGCCGAACGCUUUCGACGUCAUUUUCAGUUCGACGUGAAUGAGAAUAAACCGAUCAUUGGACUCGGCGAAACCGCCUACGAUCUCGAGGAUUGGGAGAACCAAAUCGACGGUCAACGGCCAACCAUUCAGACCGACUGUCCGGCCGAAGAGCAUCUCAACAUCGGAUUGCAAGAUUGCACCAGUCACAGCAACAGCAACAGCAGCACUUGCAGCAGUUCAAGCCUUCGCUGGAACUGGCAACUGUUGGACUGUCGUGAGGACUAUGUACCCACGUUCUAUCAUUCGCUCGAGCUCAUUUCGUCGGCAUGCCGACAGACAAACUCCUCCCAUCUCGGUAUCUAUGCCUCGCAGACAUCGCUGCCGGGUCAUCUUCCUUGUCGCUCGGAUCCGCCUGAACUGGCGGCUCCACGCCUUCCAAAAACGCCGAGAAAAUCGCUUUCCGACCCGCGACUCUCUUUUCCCACUCCAAUCUCCAAUCCGGCGCCUGUAGACCCCGUCGCCGAGCAACUAUUCGCCCAAUCGCGCGUCACGCAUGACUCUCUCCAGGCGCCCAAAGCCAAGUCGCCAGCUGAGCCGGUCAAGCCGUUGCGCGAGAACACGCCGUCCGCAGAGUCGACGCCGAGUGAUGCCGUCAAAAGACAGUCGCCAUGCCGACCAGUUGUCACCCGUUGCCAGGGCAUCUUGCAGGCGUGGGGUCGUUGUGGUCGAAUUCGACGCGCCUCUUGCUCCGAGUUCCGCGGUCGGGCGGCCGACGGUGGCCUCGGAUCUGGCGUGUGGAAGCUGCGAGAUCACUCGGUCGCCGAGUGCAUCGCCUCGGCGACAAGCACAGCAACAGCUCCAUCCUCCACCUCGACGUCGGCUCGGAAGAAUCGCGUCUCUCGCGGCCUCCGGCGCUCCUCUUGCCGAAUGGUACCGGCGUCUCGGGCCGGGCAGAGUCCCGAGUCGGCGGUCUGCAGACGCCUCGUCUGGCAUUCUGGUUGGUCGCCUUUGACGGGUAGGCUUUUCGGCAGCCCGCACACGAACAUGCGCACACAAACACCGGUUGGCUCACCCAGCUCUUCUGCCGGACGGCCGUCGCCCCACCCGACUGCUGUGUCACCUGCUCGCCGGUUGGUUCUUUUUCACCUGCGCCAGCCCCGAGCUCGACCCCGGCCGCGGCCACUUCUGGCCCCGUCGCCACCGCCACCGCCACCGCCUCCGUCGCCAUGUACGCCCUGUUUGGUGUCGCCGCCUCGGAAGCCGAUGCUGCGUCAGUCGCUUCUGCCCUUCUCCACUUCGUGUGCUGUCGACGAGGCCACCUCACCCCUCCACCGGAUGUACCUGGCCUCGUUGGACCUUUCGCCUCGUCGACGACCCCUGGCCUCGGCCAAUCCCCUCCGAACCGGUCGACACAGCCGCCAGGACUCGUUGUCCGCCAAGAUGGACUUUGCUCCGCGACUCGCCUCCCGUCACCUCCUGUCGCCCCCUCCUCCGUUUGCUCGGGCGUUCGCCGCGGCUGACCAUCUUCAAAUUGGUACCGGUCCCAGUUGGACGUCGAGCAGGUCUGGCCAGAGUGGCGCAGUCUGCCGGACUCCGGAACAGUCGCCUCGUCGGAGGCUACUUCAGUCGACGCCGAAGCUCGAACUGCAAGUCCGACUGACGCCGUCCGACGAUGAAACAGACCCGUCCGAAGGCACCGAGGACGGCAGAUCCUCGAUGCUGUUCGGACGCGCUUCCAGUCUUUACAUGUCG